This is a messenger RNA of Triticum dicoccoides, 1506 nucleotides long. RefSeq names its product putative cyclin-dependent kinase F-2. Gene Ontology annotation, cellular component: nucleus. Bases 262 to 1242 code for a protein of 326 amino acids. Gene Ontology annotation, molecular function: protein serine/threonine kinase activity; ATP binding. NCBI's taxonomy places the organism in Eukaryota, Viridiplantae, Streptophyta, Magnoliopsida, Poales, Poaceae. The transcript has a single exon. The record is from RefSeq and is a predicted model, not a curated record. Gene Ontology annotation, biological process: regulation of mitotic cell cycle; protein phosphorylation.
UCGGUCGGUUGGCUCCGCCGCACACUCCCGGCCUAACUCCAACUAACCACGUGAAAAAUCUAAACAGUCAACGCGCUUACUGCUGCUUAUACUGACAGCGUGGACCUGUGUGCUCGGCCGCUGCGUGCCAAACCGAAAGCGACUCGUCGUCCAGCCACCCCUUAUAACACAGCGGCCUUCCCUAAUUUUCAGCCACCUACCUGCCCGCGCGCACAAGCCGCGAGCGAGGCACCCAACCACCGCCGGCGGCCGCGGUCGGCAAUGGAGCACUACGAGAGGCUGGAGAAGAUCGGCGAGGGCGCCUCGGGCGUCGUCUACAAGGCGCGGGACCGCCGCACGGGCGCCACCGUCGCCGUCAAGCGCCUCCGCGGCGGCGGCUUCGGCGACCACGACGGCAGCCGGCUCUCCGAGGACCUCCUCCGCGAGGCCGCGUGCCUCGAGGCCUGCCGCGGCCACCCGUCCGUCGUCGAGCUGCGGGCCGCGCACCGCGACGGCGCGGGCGGCGCGUUCCUCGUGAUGGAGUACGUCGGGCCCAGCGUGGCGCAGGUCAUGCGGGAGCGCGGCCGGCCCUUCCCCGAGGCCGACGCGCGCCGGCUCAUGCGCCAGCUCCUGGACGGCGCCAGGGCGAUGCACGACCUCGGGGUCCUGCACCGCGACCUCAAGCCGGACAACGUCCUCGUCGACGCCCACGGCGACCUCAAGAUCUGCGACUUCGGGAUGUCGCGCUUCGCCGCCGGAGGUGCCGCGACGGCGCCGCCCUACACGUCGCCCGUGGUCACGCUGUGGUACCGCGCGCCGGAGCUCCUGCUUGGCUCCACGGAGUACGACGCGCGGGUGGACACGUGGGCGCUCGGGUGCAUCAUGGCCGAGCUGCUCGCCGGCGCGCCGCUGCUGCCGGGGAGGUCGGAGAUGGACCAGCUGAACAGGGCGUUCGACACGGUCGGGGCCGACGACAUGACGGACUGGCCCGGCUUCAGCCGGCUCCCGCGCGCCGGCUCGCCGCUCUGCCAGCGCAGCAGGCCGCCGAGCCGGCUGCGGGAGAUGUUCCCGUCGCUCUCCGCCGCGGGCUUCGACGUCCUCAGCGGGCUGCUGGCAUGCAGGCCGGACAGGAGGCUCACGGCCGCGGACGCGCUCCGGCGGCCCUGGUUCACGGACGCCGAGUCGGCCGACGCCGACCAGCCUCUCAACGCCUGCCGCUUCACGGCGCGCGUCGGUGGCGUCGCUGACGCCAUCGUUGUGUAGAAAGCUCUAGAUUCGCCAUGAUUCAACAUUCUUUUAAUCGGCUGGAGAUUCGCUUGGCAGAGUGUACAGUUUUGGUGGCGGCUUUGGCGCUCCUGUCCUCUGCUCUGCGUUGUUGCACUGUCGUCUUCAGUUCCGUUUAGGCUGGUGGGAUAGCCGGUGAAGUGGCACGGGUUCCUCGAGGGUCCUGCCGAUUAGUUCAUCAUUUUUUCCCUCCUCUUGUUUAUGUUGUCCUUGCAAAGCAAUCGCAGCGAGCAUCUUGUGAUA